Exserohilum turcica Et28A is the source of this 1227-nucleotide messenger RNA. RefSeq lists its product as uncharacterized. The record is from RefSeq and is a predicted model, not a curated record. The transcript has 3 exons. Lineage: Eukaryota; Fungi; Ascomycota; Dothideomycetes; Pleosporales; Pleosporaceae. Bases 72 to 998 code for a protein of 308 amino acids.
CACAAACUCGUUUCCACCGAAUCCUCGCCGUUUGCAAACAGGAUAUACAUGUAAAGUAUAGCAAAAACACCAUGGCGAGCCACGAGCAGUACAUACUGCGCGUCACUGCAGGCCCCACAUACGAUGUGGCCCAGCACGACCCUGUUCCUGUCAACAGCGAAAGGCCGGUGCGCAUAACCUCGGACCUCAUAGACGCAAAGCUACACAUGCGCAUCAAAGACUUCCGGGGCCUGCCCGAGGGCUCACCAGCGACGUCGCCCUACUUUUCCACGCCGCAACAUGUCUACGAUCGUUACUCGAUAUCCUUUUCCUUUACGCCCAGGAGCGACAUUGCCGGCGACAAGCUCGUGUUCGGAAACGACUUUGACCACCCAAUUCGCGAUCGGCUGCCGCCGCUGUUCGACAAGGCGUUUGGCAUAGUCAAGUGGUGGAUUGAUCCAGGACUGGACGGCGAUGUGUACGCCGACGAGCCGUAUCUGUACGGCGCGCUGCUGUCGUCGAUCAACGUAUUGCGCAUCGGGGCCAAGAACGAAGAGGAAAAGCCUGGCGAUGCAUCAGAACAAGGCGAGGCGGCCAUUUACGAAGAAGGCGCAGAUGGCGACGGAAUGGACAUCAGGAAAGCAAAGGGCGUGCCCGACAAGCCAGGCGCGCGACAAAAGUUCUUCUUGACCCAACAGAACCGCGAUGACUUUACCUUUGAGGCCGGCCGCGAGUACAUGUGCGACUUUUUCAACCCGUACCUGGACUUUAACGAGUUUGCGCUCAAGAUCGGCUACGGGCUUCCCAACAUCUCCAUGAUCCGACACUGGGACGGGCAGCCGCUGCGAUACGUGCUCAAAAACCGCGAGACGAACCAAGAGCUCUUUGUGGUGGUGAUUGAGCUGGUGCCGACAGAACAAGCCAAGAAGGACGGCGUCGAGGACGCCAAGGAGAAGUUUGAAGAGGUGCAUGGGACGAAGGACGAAGACACGAAUGGUCACCAAGACGAACUGGACUAAUUUACGCCCGGCGUUUUCUUUCUUUUUUUCUCUUCGAGGGUGGCAGAGUGAUAGGGCAGGGUCUGAAUCAGCGCGGCGUUAUGGUACUGGGGCGAGUUAUAUAUGGGCGACGGCUGUGGCGGGGUUAGACGGCACUACUGUAUGCACUACUAUAGGCGCUAGCUGUACCUGCGUCUGGCGGCAUGGGGCUAUCUGUUUGAAGUAUAUAUAGAUAUAGAUAUAUAUAUAU